Messenger RNA from Priapulus caudatus, 2620 nucleotides. RefSeq lists its product as uncharacterized. Gene Ontology annotation, molecular function: zinc ion binding; DNA-binding transcription factor activity. The coding region runs from base 1 to 2415 and encodes 804 amino acids. The record is from RefSeq and is a predicted model, not a curated record. Lineage: Eukaryota; Metazoa; Priapulida; Priapulimorpha; Priapulimorphida; Priapulidae. The transcript is spliced from 5 exons.
AUGACUACUUCUCCGUCAGACACAAACGUAAUAGCGGAAACAAACCGCUACGUGGACUCAGCUUUGCCGAUAUUCCAGCAUAAUCGAGGGCAUCUCCCGAUCGAGUUCUUUGGACAUCCAUUCAUAAUAGAAUCCUCAGAAACGAAACAUUGCCUUCAUGGAUCUGCCAAGGAUAGCAGAGGUGGAAAAAAUGCUGAUAGCUGCGAUGGAGAGCACGACUAUGGGAUGUCGUACCGAAGGUUUCAGGGCACUCGAAAACUCGAUUGUCCUGCAACAAUUCAGAUUCGAGGAAUUCGGGUUUUUGACAGUUAUUCACUGGACAAAACAUCUUGCACCACUCCCUACAGUCUGAAAACCACCAAACAGAAAAUGCUGGACCGGCUGAUAGAAGACUUGGAAACUCAAACCCCUCCGUCAUCCACGUUGAGGUACUUCAUCAGAGUUCCCUUGUUCUCACAGCACAAGGGUCAUCCAGUGGGAGCAGCAGCUACUGUUAACCAACUCGUAGACAAUAAGGUUGUAGCCAAGAUCUACGAGCUGGUUGGAAAGGGCAUAACUAGAGCAGACGAAGUCAAGCGUUGCCUUGACGAGUUUGUUGAAAGAGAGCUCUUUCCGACCUCAGCUGUUCGCCCUAAGAGGACGAAUCGUGCCUACUAUCCUAAUAGAAAGGAUUUACAAAACCACAUUGGCAGGGCUAUUUCUGCCUCUCGUUACUCUCACGAUGACCAAGAGUCCCUAAAGAAGAAAGUAGAAGAGUGGCAAGCAAGUGGAUCCACUGCCAAUUUCUUCUACAGGACCAAGUCAGCCGUUACGGAAGGAGAGUCGGGUAAAGAUGGGGGCAACGACGGAAGCGGAAAAGACAACUUUCUUUUCGUACACCAAGAAGAGUGGCAGCAAAGACUGCUGUGCCGGUAUGGCUCUGAGUUGGUAUUAAUGGACGCCACAUACAAAACGACCAAAUAUUCUCUGCCUCUCUUUUUUGUGUGCGUUCAUACAAAUGUCGGCUACAGAGUCGUGGCAGAAUUCAUCUCUGAACAUGAAGAUUCACAUUCAAUUGCGGAGGCACUGGAAAUCCUGAAAAGGUGGAACCCUUGGUGGAAGCCUCUCUAUUUUAUGGUAGAUUAUUCUACCGCUGAGAUCAAUGCAAUUGAAAGAGAGUUUCCCGGUGCAAUGGUCUAUAUUUGCGACUUCCAUCGCCUUCAAGCUUGGAAGCGGUGGAUACCAAAGAACGGCCUGAAUGCACUGGAACAGGCAGCCCUUUUGUCAUUACUUAAAAGAGUUGCUGAUGCCCGCCAACGCCACCAACAUGACACUGCCGUCAGCGAUUUACGCAGGUCCCCUGUCUACACCUCCAGUGAAGCAACCAGAACCUAUGUGGAGAAGGUCUGGAUGUCUUGCGUAGAACGCUGGGCGCAAGCAUUCCGAAAACAACAGGUUCUCAACAUUGUAAACACCAAUAAUGGAGUAGAAGCUCAAAACAAACUUUUUAAGUACAGCUACCUACCAAAAUCUGUAGACAAGUCUGCAUAUGGCAUUGUAGUUUUGCUUGUGGAGAGCUUCUUGCCAGACUCGUAUAAAAAUUAUUGUGAUAUGAAUCUAAAACAGAGUAGCCAAUACCGACGCAUCACCAACUUGCCAGGCUACCUUCAUAAUCGCCCCAGGCACUUUGUGAAAAACUGCCUAAAGAGUCGGGUUGCUGCUGGGGAAUUCGAAGUGCAAGACAUCCAGUGCGUCGAUAUUUCUAAGGGGGAAUUUAGAGUAAAAGCCUCCAAUGACGCAGGGCGCUUAUACAGUGUUACCUUCCAGGCUCCCUCCUGUACAUGUGAGGCCUGGUAUAAAACGUACUUUCCCUGUAAGCACAUGUAUGCUGUGUUUAAAGUGUUUGACGAGUGGAGCUUUGCACGCCUACCCGAGAAGUACAGGAACAGUGUGUUCAUCACUCUAGACGACUAUGCCUUCGGAAUAGCAGCCAGCAGUGAUGACAACUACGACAGUGUAACCAUUGACCAGCCUGUUAGCACUGUUAGCUGUACCGAAAUGACAGAGAAUGCAGAGUGCAGGAACAGUGUGUUCGUCAUUCUAGACGACAAUGGCUUCGGAAUAGCAGCCAGCAGUGGUGACAACUACGACAGUGUAACCAUUGACCAGCCUGUUAGCACUGUUAGCUGUACCAAAAUGACAGAGAAUGCUGCCGGGCCUAGUACCUUGACAAGAUCGUCUACGAGCCUACGCAACCAGUUUCUUCAGAAGCUCAAUCUAGUGCGGGAUAUCGUUUAUCGCGUAGAUGAUGAGGCGUGCUUGCAGGACGCAAUAGUCAAGAUGGGCGAACUUCAACGAAAUCUUUGGGCAAACAGCUCUACCGACAAUGGCCUUCCCUUGCGCCUUAGCCCCGUGAAGAAGCGACGACGAGAUUAAAUUAGCUAAGGCUAAGCAGAGCAUAUAAAUCACUAUUAUAUAUAUAUAUAUGUUGAUUUAUAUGCUUUGGGCUAAGUAUAGACCUUGUGCAGUGGCGUCAUAAGACGUCAUCACGUUUAAGACUGUGAAAUGACUAGUGCUGCCACGUAGCGGCACCCUCCCUCUACGCCUUGUGCAGUGACGUCAUGAGACCUCAUCACGUGAC